GGCCGCGCGCGCUCUCCAGUUAGGAGUGGAUUCUGCGGCGCGAGCGCAGAAGUUAAAUCGGCACGCGCUCGAGUCCGUUAGGAGAAAGUGAGUCAGUCUCACACGGAGCGGUGGGAUUUCUCCCCCGCUGUUUUAUUAAUAAUAAAUGAAUAGGCUUUAAAAACCGCACAAGUAUACGAACAGACGUCUGGUGUUAUAAAAUAACUCGGAACACUUCGUCCUGAGGGGGAAAAAAAGUUUGGUAUCAGACAGAAAGCGCUGAUUGUCUCCCACUGUGAAGACAGCGACCCUGAACCAGCGAGAGGAGAUCAGACACCACUGAGCAUACACACUGAAGUCGCCAGGAUGGCUGGCCUCUCAUCAGUCUGGAUGGGAGUGAUGGGGAUGCUGUCGCUGUUCUGUCUGCAUGAUGUAAAUUGCACAAAGGAAAGUGUCCCCAGGGUCAAACUCGGAUAUAAAGAACUGGUUCACUCGGGCAGUCUGCUGCCAUUUGUAGGCUCCGGUGAAGGAAUGCAGUUUCAGACAUUCCUGUUAGAUGAGGAGAAGAGCAGAUUGCUUCUAGGGGCCAAAGAUCACAUCUACCUGCUGGAUCCAGACAGUAUCAACAAGAACCCUAGAAAGCUGAGCUGGCCAGCUCACAGAGACAGGGUGGAUAUGUGUAUCCUGGCCGGUAAAAACCCUCUCACUGAGUGUGCCAAUUUUGUUCGUGUUCUGCACAAUUAUAACCGUACUCACGUCUAUACAUGUGGCACUGGAGCCUUUCAUCCUACAUGUGCUUUCCUGGAGGUCAGGGGCCACAAAGAGGCAAAGGGUGGUGGGCUUCACAUGAUCAGCAGCAGUAUGGAGUCAGGCAGGCUGAAAUGCCCUUUUGACCCCCGCCAACCUUUUGCUUCAGUACUUACCGAUCAGUACCUGUAUGCUGGAACAGUGUCUGAUUUCCUGGGGAAGGACAGCAUGUUUAGUCGUUCUCUGGGUCCUCCUCCAGACCAACACUACAUACGGACGGACAUCUCAGAGGACUACUGGAUAAAUGAGGCCAAGUUUAUAGCUGCUCAUCCUAUCGCUGACACGUACAACCCCGAUGACGACAAGAUUUACUUUUUCUUCCGUGAGGCAUCCCGGGACGGGCGCACCACAGACAAAGGCAUGCUGUCCCGCGUAGCCCGUGUCUGUAAAAAUGAUGUAGGUGGUUUGAGAAGUCUGACCAACAAGUGGACGACGUUCCUCAAGGCCCGACUGGUGUGUUCCAUUCCAGGAACAGAUGGUGUGGAUACACACUUUGACGAGCUCCAGGACAUCUUUAUGGUUCCAACCAGAGAUGAGAAAAACCCCAAAGUGUAUGGAGUCUUCACCACUACUAGCUCUAUCUUUAAAGGAUCAGCAGUGUGUAUGUACAAUAUGGAGGACAUCCGUGCUGUAUUUAAUGGGCCUUACGCACAUAAAGAGGGACCAGAUCACCGCUGGGUGGAAUAUGAGGGGAAAAUCCCUUACCCAAGACCUGGCACGUGUCCGAGUCGCACAUAUGACCCACGCAUAAAGACCACUAAAGAUUUCCCAGAUGAUGUCAUUAGCUUUAUCCGCAUGCACCCACUCAUGUACCACUUCGUGUACCCGAUCACCGGCCGGCCCAUCUUCACGAGGAUCAACACCGAGUAUCGGCUCACGCAGAUCGCAGUAGACCGCGUCUCUGCUGUGGAUGGGCACUACGCUGUCAUGUUCCUGGGCACAGAUGCUGGGUCAAUUUUAAAAGUGGUUAGCAUCACACAGGAAAACUGGGCCGCAGAAGAGGUGGUGUUAGAAGAAUUACAAGUGUUCAAGAAUCCGUCUCCCAUCCUCAGCAUGGAAAUCUCUUCCAAACAGCAGCAGCUGUUUGUCGGAGGGGGAGAUGGCCUGGUGCUGGUGGCUCUGCACAGGUGCCACAUUUAUGGUCAGGGCUGCGCUGAAUGCUGCCUGGCCAGAGACCCAUACUGCGCCUGGGACGGCUCCCACUGCUCCAGAUACAUACCGGCAUCCAAGAGGAGGGCUCGCAGACAGGACAUCAAACAUGGAGACCCAUCCAGCCAUUGCUGGGAUGCAGACGAUGUGUUGGGGAAGAACGUAGAGGAGAAGGUGCUGUAUGGUGUGGAGAAUAACUCCUCCUUCCUGGAGUGUCUGCCUAAAUCCCAGCAGGCCCAGAUCACCUGGUUUAUACAAAGACCAGGAUCAGACCACCGCCAAGAGAUCAAAGAGGAUGAGCGGGUGUUGGUAACAGAGCGAGGUUUACUAAUUCGCUGGGUGCAGCGCAGUGAUGCUGGCUUGUACAUGUGCACAGCUCAGGAGCACAGCUUCACCCGCACGCUCCUCCAUCUCUCGCUGAGAGUCCUGGAGCGCAACCACCUUCCCGGGCACCAUUCAGCCUCCAUUGGACCCCCUGAUCACGCCAUUCAGGACAUGACGUCUGAGUUGAGGCACAGUUAUAAGGAUUAUGUGCGUGCUCUGAGCGCACCCUCUCUAGAGGAGUACUGUGAAGUGCUCUGGCAUAAGGAGAAGAAGCAGAGGCAGAAAGCUAAGUGGAAACAUACUCAGGAGCUCCGAAAGAGCAGGAACCGACGGCACCACCAGGGGGCCGCUGUCUGAAUGAACGGUUGUCAGAAGAGCAAGUAGGGGAGGGAGAGAUAACAUACAGCAUCGGUCUGUGGAUCAGUGUCCAUGGCCCAAAUCAAACCUGUUUCAACCAUUUCAACUAUUUAAAGAACCAGUGCUCUGGCUGUCUGGGUGCAGAAGCAAUAUCUCUACCUGUCAUCAGGACACAGCAAAGACACAGUCAAGUAUGAAACUGCAAAAUCUGCAACGGCUGUGUAAGUGAAGAACAGGUUCCUCUUGCAGACCUACAGCAGAAAUGUUCUGCUCAUGUACUUAUCUAGUAAAAUCCCCAGAGAAGCAAGAGCUUUCCCGUUCACAAUGCUUUAAUUGUAACCAGUAAUGAAAUUGCAUUCAUGUUGAAUGACUGUAUAUAUAUGUGUUUUGUACAGCAGAUUUUGCAUGUGGUAGAAUUGUCGACGUUUUAAUUGUUUUCAGAUUAUGGUGGUGUUCACACAGCUGGGCAAAUCAAUUUCUUCAAUAAAUCCAUAUUCAGUCCCUUCAGGAUUUUGUGACCUUUUCAAAACUCAAGUUUUGAAAACAAAAAAAAGCCGCAGCAAAAUCAAGCAUUUUUGGCCGCAACAAUCACAAAAAAAACGCAGCAAAAACCUGUACGGACUGCGAAUUUCAAAAGUGAUGAAAUCUGAUAUUUGGAUAUUGACUGUAGACAGGCCGGCAUGGUGGCCCAAUGAGUAGUGUUUCUAGCGCACUGCUCCGGUGUCCCCGGUGCUUAAUUUUCUGUCUGUAUGGAGGUUUCUCACAUGUAUCCUGACCAGGAUAAAGCGCCUACUGAAGAUAAGUGACGAAAAGAAACUUGAACUUUGGACUGGUUAAAUUGAUUCGCAUAGCCAGAACUUUUUAUUGGCCUUUUAAUUAGAUUUGAAGCUACGUACAAAUGCGUCUUGAAUCUGAAUGGAAAAAGAUCUGUUUCAUGCAUUUUUGCAUUUCAGACUGCAGAAAAUAUUCCUGCAUAAACAAACAAACAAACAAAAAAAUGGACCUGACUGUCUGAACACAACCUAAGAUGAUAAACAAUAUAAUAAAGGUUUAGUAGAAAAAACUAUAAUAUUUCUGUAUAUUUCCACUGUGUCUUUUGUAGUUAGUUUGUUUACGGUAUAUGAAGCUAUUUAUAAUUACAACACAGUUGGAAUAAACUCUUUCUUAUAAAGC
Messenger RNA from Ictalurus punctatus (channel catfish), 3789 nucleotides. It is a transcript of the gene sema3d, whose product is annotated as sema domain, immunoglobulin domain (Ig), short basic domain, secreted, (semaphorin) 3D. Gene Ontology annotation, molecular function: semaphorin receptor binding; chemorepellent activity. Gene Ontology annotation, biological process: axon guidance; negative regulation of axon extension involved in axon guidance; positive regulation of cell migration. NCBI's taxonomy places the organism in Eukaryota, Metazoa, Chordata, Actinopteri, Siluriformes, Ictaluridae. The record is from RefSeq and is a predicted model, not a curated record. The transcript has 18 exons. The coding region runs from base 346 to 2616 and encodes 756 amino acids.